Molecule: messenger RNA, 2128 nt
Organism: Symphalangus syndactylus (siamang)
Lineage: Eukaryota; Metazoa; Chordata; Mammalia; Primates; Hylobatidae
Product: acyl-coenzyme A thioesterase THEM4
Source: RefSeq, a predicted model, not a curated record
AUCCAUCAAUGAUAGACUGGAUUAAGAAAAUGUGGCAGUAGUGUGUGCCGUCCAGGGCUAGAGCAAGCGUGGCCCCACGGCCUGCACAGCCCUGAGCCAUGCUGAGGAGCUGCACUGGGCACCUCCGCACGCUGGGGGCCCUUUGCCGGCUGCCGCUGGUAGGCUGGCGCCUGUCGGGUCGUGAGCCACGACCCGCGCUGAGGUCAUUUUCUUCUGAGGAAGUCAUUCUUAAGGACUAUUCUGUCCCCAACCCCAGCUGGAACAAGGACCUAAGACUGCUCUUUUACCAGUUUAUGAAGAAAUGUGAAGACGACUCCUGGAAACGUUUGCCUUCAUAUAAACGUACACCUACUGAAAGGAUUCAAGACUUCAAAACCCGUUUUCUUGACCCAAAGCUUAUGAAAGAAGAACAAGUGUCACAGGCCCAGCUCUUCACCAGAAGCUUUGAUGAUGGCCUGGGCUUUGAAUACAUGAUGUUCUACAAUGACGUUGAGAAAAGGAUGGUUUGCUUAUUUCAAGGAGGCUCUUACCUGGAAGGACCACCUGGAUUCAUUCAUGGAGGUGCCAUUGCAACCGUGCUUGAUGCUACUGUUGGUAUGUGUGCAAUGAUGGCUGGGGGAAUCGUCAUGACUGCCAAUCUCACCAUCAAUUGUAAAAGACCUAUCCCUCUUUGUUCUGUUGUUAUGAUAAAUAGCCAACUUGAUAAAGUUGAAGGAAAGAAAUUUUUUGUUUCCUGUAAUGUUCAGAGUGUUGAUGAGAAGACCCUAUACUCAGAGGCGACAAGCUUAUUUAUAAAGCUGAAUCCUGCUAAAAGUCUGACAUAAGAGCUGCUGGUGAACUCCAUCUCAUUCUCUCCCCUCCAGAAGAAGCAGUUGUCCCCCAAAUACUCUGCUCCCUCACUGCUGAAUCCCUGUAGGGAGAAGCCUGCCAACAGUGACCUUCUGAAACAGCCUUCUGAAUACAAGGAGGAUUCAGCUUCCAUCUUCUCAACUUUUUAACACAGAAACACUUCCUGUGAGCAUUUCGACAACUCUCAGUCCGGGUGCUGUGGCUCACGCCUAUAAUCCCAGCACUUUAGGAGGCCAAGGCGGGCGGAUUGCCUGAGCUCAGGAGUUCAAGAUCAGUCUGGACAACACGAUGAAACCCCGUCUCUACUAAAAUACAAAAAAUUAGCCGGGCAUGGUGGCGUGCGCCUGUAGUCCCAGCUACUCAGGAGGCUGAGGCAGGAGAAUUGCUUGAACCCGGGAGGUGGAGGUUGCAGUGAGCCAAGAUCAUGCCACAUCACUCCAGCCUGGGCAACAGAACAAGAACCCAUCUCAAAAAAAAAAAAAACAAGGCCGGGCGCGGUGGCUCACGCCUGUAAUCCCAGCACUUUGGGAGGCCGAGAUGGGCGGAUCACAAGGUCAGGAGAUCGAGACCAUCCUGGCUAACACGGUGAAACCUCGUCUCUACCAAAAAUACAAAAAAAUUAGCCGGGCAUGGUGGCGACUGCCUGUAGUCCCAGCUACUCGGGAGGCUGAGACAGGAGAAUGGUGUGAACCUGGGAGGCAGAGCUUGCAGUGAGCCAAGGUCACGCCACUGCACUCCAGCCUGGGUGACAGAGCAAGACUCUGUCUCAAAAACAAAAACAAAAACAAAAAAAAAACAAAAAAAAAAACUCUGUCUCCUUAAGAUAUGUUACUUGCUCCACUGCAGACUAGAGAAAUAAAUGUGUAUUGAAACUUUUACUGCGAACUUGGAAAUGCUAGAAAACCAAGCAUGAAGAAUAAAUACAUGGCGGGGAAUACACAGGCAUGUGCAUAUGCAUAUACAUUGUAAGUUAGUAAGUUAGAAAGCUAGCUUUGUUGUAUCUGAACACAUGAAUCUUUUUGGUCAGAGUAGGAAGCACAGCCAGAUCCUAUAGGAAUGAAUAACUCAAAUCUGUUGUCUGGGAUUCUAGAGAUUAAACCACUGUGCCAUUUAAAAAUAAAAAAGAAAAAAGAAAAUGUGGCACAUACACACCAUGGAAUACUAUGCAGCCAUAAAAAAGGAUGGGUUCGUGUCCUUUGUAGGGACAUGGAUGAAGCUGGACAAAAAACCAAACACCGCAUGUUCUCACUCAUAGGUGGGAAUUGAACAAUGAGAACAC